UUUCCUUAAUAUAGAAAGAGCAAAUAAUUUUUACUUCAAAAGAGUUUAUGUAUACUAUUAAAGCUCCUUAAACUUUUGGCUCAUAUGACCCUUUCUUUGACAAAUAACAUUUAACUUUCCUUGAUAAAAAAAAUGACAUUUGACGAACCCACCCUCUAUGAAACGAAUAACCCCUCCGGCCUCAUUCAUCCUUCACCACACUCAUCCAUAUUUCCCAAAAGGAACAGCAAUCGUAUUUUUUUCUUAAAAAAAGAUCCAAUUCAGUAUGAUUCCACUCGAAGAAAGAUUCCGGGCCGACAGUAAAUCGUGCUCUGGCGCUGAGGAUGACCCAACAUCCACCUCCGUUACCAAUAUUUGGGAUUUUGAUCAAUUGCGCAUGAUCAAAAUAAAAGGCUUCUUGACGAGUCUCCCAUCUGAGGAGUACGUAGAAUGUUCGAUAUUGGCGAAAUUUGCCGACUAUUUAUCUCCAGAAGUUCGUGCUGUUCAGCUUGACCCUGAUGGACUCAUCUGUGGAGUCUCCCUAGACCCAGAGGAGGAUGAGAGGAGUUUGGUUCCUUACCCUCCGUUCUCGAUAGUGAAAUCCCUUGCUGGAUGUCGCACGAUCAAGCAUUCCCAGCUUCAGGAGCUUGAUCGACUUGCACGAUGUGUUGACCUUUCAUCAUACGAAGACGAGAAUCAAAAUACACGAACGGUUGCCUUCAAAUUCCAUAUGUCGUGGUUACCCUACACAUUAGGAAGGUCCUGGGGCGAGAUUAACCUUCUCAAAAGCAUGCCACCGCAUCCCAAUUUAAUACCGUUUGAUGGCGUCGUUCUCGAAGAUGUAGAGUCCCGUGUGAUUGGAUUCACUAUGAAGUAUAUUCCGGGCAAAAUUUUGAGCGAUCCAAAGAUACCUUUUCGAUUUGAGUGGCUACAACAACUUACCCAAGUCGUGGACUUUUUAAACUUAAACCUGGGGAUCAUGCAUCAAGAUAUUGAACUACGCCAUUUACUUAUCGAUCCUGACACACAAAAGCUCCUUUUAUUUGACUUUGAUAUGGCUUCCUGCGGGAUGAAGGGAUUGGCGGAAGGUCGUGAUGACAUUUCUUGUGUUGUUUUCACAGUAUACGAGCUCAUAACGAACGACUCUCGCUACGCUUGGUUGAUCCGUACGGAACGACAUAUAGACAUGGUGCAGAAUCUUCCCGAAUGGACCCCGAACCGUGAAUUGGAUGCCGAUGUUUCCGUAUUUCGCAAGUUUUUGAAUGACUGGGUAAAGAAACGGCAAUCUGGUGGCAUCAUGGAGCAAUAUCUUAACGCGCCUAACCGACCUUCAUGGCCGGAUGAAGUACCGACUUCGCAUGACUAUGAUGUCCCUUUCGAACACGGCAUACGUGCGGAUGGUACGAUGUGUUGGACGACGGGUCCGCGGAGCAUGCGCACUGCAAAGAAGCUUGGGCAGUAUUGCUUUGAAUGGCAGAGACCAUUACAAAGCAGGAUGACAAAGAAAGCUUGCGUGGAAAUUGUGAAAGGGAUCGAUGAGAAGUUUUGCAACGAAGACUUCUUCCAGGCAACUCCAGGUAAGAUUUUGAAUGCCAUAUUUCCCAUGUCCGCUCUUGAUUGUUUACUAACUUUGCGUUAUAUGACAGUUGACUGGAUUGUGAGGAGGGAAAAACCCAUCAUUGAUUGAUUGGGAGUUUCAAGGUUCGGGAAUAUAUGGUCAUAUAUGGCGAUGUACGGUCUAGAGUAGCUGUUAGGUUUGAUAUUAUGGUAGGGAAAUUCUAGAUGAAAGGGCUACAGGGCAUGGUCAUGAUCAUCUGAGGAAACAUUCGGGUGAUUAUCGGGGGAAUUGACGGCUUGAUAGUGUGGGGUAGGUUAAGGUUAGAACGAUUUUCUCUUCUCAAUGUUCUUUUAUUACUAGACUCUUAGGGUUAGCAAUACACAUACGUAUAUACGGCAUUUACUCAAUCUCAGAAAGGCCUCCGCCCCUAGUGUCCAAUGUUACCACUAUCGCCCGAUUGAGGUGUACUGUACUUAUCUUCGACAUCUUGAUCGUCAUGCUUUGAUAGAACCGUUAUC
Sclerotinia trifoliorum is the source of this 2055-nucleotide messenger RNA. Lineage: Eukaryota; Fungi; Ascomycota; Leotiomycetes; Helotiales; Sclerotiniaceae. The record is from the annotation of a GenBank genome assembly.